This is a messenger RNA of Manis javanica (Malayan pangolin), 2990 nucleotides long. It is a transcript of the gene PLEKHA4, whose product is annotated as pleckstrin homology domain containing A4. Lineage: Eukaryota; Metazoa; Chordata; Mammalia; Pholidota; Manidae. Gene Ontology annotation, molecular function: phosphatidylinositol-3-phosphate binding; phosphatidylinositol-4,5-bisphosphate binding; phosphatidylinositol-3,5-bisphosphate binding. Gene Ontology annotation, cellular component: extrinsic component of cytoplasmic side of plasma membrane. The record is from RefSeq and is a predicted model, not a curated record. Gene Ontology annotation, biological process: positive regulation of Wnt signaling pathway, planar cell polarity pathway; positive regulation of canonical Wnt signaling pathway.
CGUGGGCGGCUGGCCGACCAGCAGAGAGGAAAGAGAAACUGGGAGAGGAAGAGAGAAAGUGAGGAGAAUCUGAAAGAGAGAAGCAGCCGACAUGAGGGCCAUAGAGAGAGAGGAAGAGGAAAGGAUUGAGUGAGAGGGAGGGAACGAGCUGGAGACUUGAGAGACUGUGAGUCGGAGAGAGAAGAAGAUUUGGGCAGAAACAGAUACACUGGAAGAGAAAGUGAUUGGGGGGCGGGGGGAGAGAAUGAGUGACAGAGAGACUGGAAGAGAUAGAGAUUAAAGAGAGACAGGAGGUGAAACUGGAGACAGAGACAGUCUACAAGAAAGAGGAGAGACCAGAGAGACGAGAGACAGAAAGUGUGAGUGAGCAGGUGAGAAGGGGACUGAGGAUCACAACAGGCAGAGAGGCUCCCGCACUGCCCUCCUGCCCCUGUUCCUGGGACCCCAGAGCCGCCUUUGAUGGAGGAGGGCAGACCUCGGAGCAGCCUCAGCCUGGCCAGCAGCGCCUCUACAAUCUCCUCGUUCAGCAGCCUGAACACCAAGAGGCCCACCAGGGCGGUAAGCAAGGUGCACGCCUUCGGGAAGAGGAGCAAUGCACUCAGAAGGGAUCCUAACCUCCCCGUGCACAUACGAGGCUGGCUUCAUAAGCAGGACAGCUCCGGGCUCCGGCUCUGGAAACGACGCUGGUUUGUCCUCUCUGGCCACUGCCUCUUCUAUUACAAGGACAGCCGCGAGGAGAGCGUCCUGGGCAGCGUCUUGCUCCCCAGCUACAGUGUCAGACCAGAUGGGCCAGGAGUCCCCCGAGGGCGGCGGUUCACCUUCACCGCGGAGCACCCGGGAAUGAGGACCUACGUUCUGGCUGCCGAUACGUUAGAGGACCUGCGGGGCUGGCUACGGGCCCUGGGCCGGGCCUCCCGCGCGGAGGGGGACGAUUGUGGGCGACCCAGGUCACCCGCACGUCCCCAGCCUGGGGAGGGCCCUGGCGGCCCUGGCGGGCCCCCGGAGGUGAACAGAGGGGAUGAGAAGCACAGCUCAGAAUCACCGGAGGUGGCUCGGCUCUCCAGGGGUCGCGGCCGACCUGGGCUGCUCAGCCCCAGCCCCACAGCUGACCUCCAGUCUGGACACCGGAUUCGGAGAACUAGGAGCCCAGACCUGUUCACACCCCUCUCCCGUUCUCCCUCCCCUCUGAGCCUCCCUCGGCCCCGUUCUGCUCCUGCACGCAGACCCACUCCCUCAGGUGAUACAGCACCCCCUGCCAGACCCCAUACCCCGCUAAGUCGCAUUGAUGUCCGGCCUCCCCUGGAUUGGGGCCAUCAGCGCCAGGCCCUCUCCCGACCCCCUACUCCUCGCCGAGGACCCUCUUCGGAGGCUGGGGGAGGAAGGCCCCCCAGGAGUCCCCAGAACUGGAGUCAGGAGGCCAGAACAACACAGGCCCCAUCUGGCUCCUCUACGUAUCUCCAGCUCCCCCCAAGAGCUCCUGGGACCCAGGCUUCCAUGGUUUUAUUGCCGGGUCCCCCCCUGGACUCAACCUUCCACCAAAGCUCAGAGACAGAUACUCUGUUGACCAAGUUGUGUGGGCAGGACCGGCUCCUGAGGAGGCUACAGGAGGAGAUAGACCAGAGGCAGGAGGAGAAGGAACAGCUAGAAGCAGCCCUGGAGUUGACCAGGCAGCAGCUGGGCCAAACAACCAGGGAGGCUGCAGCUCCUGGGAGGGCUUGGGGGCGCCAGCGCCUCCUGCAGGACCGACUGGUCAGUGUGAGGGCCGCUCUUUGUCACCUGACCCAGGAUCGAGAGCGGGUUUGGGACACAUACAGCAGCCUGGAGCAGGAGCUGGGCACAUUGAGGGAGACCCUUGAGUACCUGCUGCACCUCGGGUCCCCCCAGGAUAGAGCAUCUGCUCAGCAGCAGCUAUGGAUGAUGGAAGACACACUGGCAGGUCUGGGAGGCCCCCAGAAACCACCCCCUCACACUGAGCCAGACUCCCCAUCUGUGGCACUGCAGGGCGAGGAGUCCUCGGAGAGAGAGAGCCUGCCUGAGUCUUUGGAACUGAGCUUACCCCGGUCCCCCGAGACUGACUGGGGGCGGCCCCCAGGGGGUGACAGAGACCUCACCAGCCUUCGCUCAGGACUUGGAUCUUCAAGGGUCUCCCGGGCUUCCAGCCCUGAGGGUCUCCACCCGCCUUCCCCGCAGCCUGGAAACAAGGCUCCCCUAGCCAGGCCCCGGAUGAGUGCUCAGGAGCAGUUGGAGAGAAUACGCAGAAACCAGGAGUGUGGACGGCCUCUCCCUCGCCCGGCUUCGCCUUGGCUUCUUACCCUGGGGAGGACGCUGUCCCCGGCCAGACGCCAGCCUGACGUGGAACAUAAGCCUUCCCUAGGACACUCAGGAGCCCAGAAAUGGCUCAGAAGCUCUGGGUCCUGGAGCAGUCCAAGGAGCACCACUCCUUAUUUGCCAACACCCGAAGGUCACCGGGAGCGAGUCCUCAGCCUCUCCCAAGCUCUGGCCACUGAGGCGUCGCAAUGGCAUAGAAUGAUGACAGUCUCUAAAGGUGGAGAUUUGGAUGCUCGAGGAGACCCUCUUCCCCCUGCGCCACCGCCUCCGGCGGACCCCACGCCCCAGUCGACCUCGCCCCCAAGAUCUCCGGCGGCUAAUUCCGGCUGCACCGGUUUCUCCAGACGUGGGAAGGGGCGCGGCGCCGGCCCGGCUUCCUGGGAGCCCACGUGGGAUUCCGGGGCCGCGCCUCCGGCCCUGACCCAAGACGAGGGGGCGUGGCCUCUGCGAGUCACUCUGCUGCAGUCCAGCUUCUGACUGCCCGCCCCCAACACCGCAGCCAAUCGGGGGCGUGAGGGCGUGGCCUGGAUUCACGGCCCGGGGACCACCUCUGGGCGUGGUCUGGUCCCCUCCGUGAGCCUAGGAAGGGAGUGGUGUUUCUGUGGCCACAGUUUGGUUUUCUCAACACUUGUCCAAAUUCGGAUUAAAACUUUGAACUUUUA